Molecule: messenger RNA, 1245 nt
Organism: Physella acuta
Lineage: Eukaryota; Metazoa; Mollusca; Gastropoda; Physidae
Product: proteasome maturation protein
Biological process (GO): proteasome assembly
Cellular component (GO): cytoplasm; nucleus
Source: RefSeq, a predicted model, not a curated record
GAUUAUAUUCUACACAUAAAAGUGUCAGUUCUAGUAUGUAUGAAAGGGUCCAUACAAUGUAUUUAAAUAACUAUUAGCCACUAAAUUAAUAUGUGGCCUCAGAAAUAUCGUCAUUUUUAAAACGUUGUCCUACUUUAAAAAAACAUCGUUGUUUUGUUAUUAAAGCUUUAUUAUCCCAGUUUUUAAUUUAGCAACUGAAAUAAGCUAAUGCGCAUGAGCGGAAGCAUUACAAUUGAAAACGAAAAUGAGUGGCUACCCAACCCUUCGUCCUGAGCCAACAUCAAGCAAAGUUAUUGAUCUACCUAAAGGCCCUUAUGGAGUACCAGAUGCAAUGAUAUAUGGGCUUCAGGCCAGUAGAGCAAGUGCAGGACUUCAGACUGUCCAUCCUCUUCAAGCUUCAGAAGAAAAUUGGAAAGAACACCAGUUGAAAAUGGAUUUUGCUAUGUUAAGGAAUUCUCAAGGUAUCCAUGCACCACUUAAACUUCAAAUGGAGCGCUACUCAGCUUCAAUGAUGCAGCGACUACCUUGUCUGCAUAGCUCAAAUCUCUUGAUGGAUGGUUUAACAGGAGCUGAUGAUCACAUUGGGUUUGAGGAUAUUUUAAAUAACCCCGCUGACAGUGAGGUAAUGGGACAACCACAUGCAAUGAUGGAAAGGCGUUUAGGAUUAUUGUAAUUAUCACACAGUCCAUUUUUUAAAAUGAAUAACCUUGUGUUUGUCUGAAUUUGUUUUUUUUUUUUUUUUUAACUUUAAAUCUUCAGUCUUAUUAGAGUAAGAGUGUGAGUAAAUGCAUAGUGUGAUUGCUGAGGUUCUGCUUUAAGAUCAAUACACUUCUCAUUAUUUUGAAAGUAUGUUCUAAUAUUGAUUGGUUAUGAAAAAAGAUUGCAGAAAGGUGAAAGUUAUAAAGAUUGGUCAAUACUAAACAAGCUGUUACUCGCAUUGUAAUGUGAAUUCUAUAUGGUAUUGAUGACAAUGCAUGUUUGUGAAAAUAAUCUGUUGUAACUGAUUUCAGUGCAGAAUAAAAUGUGUUUAAAAAACAUGCAUUUUACUUUGGUUUUUAAGAUUGAUAAAUGUUUUUUCUCAUCGUGUGUUGCCACAUCCUUUAGUUCCAGAGUUCUAGCUUGUUCUGAUUUGUAAUACUAUGAAAUUUUUUAAAUAAGUGUUCAUUGUGGUGUGCAUAUUGUGCAAGUGAAAGUUUUUUUAUUUAAUAAAAUGAGUGGCAUGUUGUAAUAAAAUUGUGAAAAGUA